GCGCCCUGCCUGGCCAUGGCCGCCGCCUCCUCCCCGCCCAGGCCCGACAAGGAGCGCUGGGGCUGCGGCCGCCUGCCCGGCUCCCGGCGGGGCAGCUCGGGCCUGGCCAAGAAGUGUCCCUUCUCGCUGGAGCUGGCGGAGGGCGGCCCGGCGGGCGGCGCGCUCUACGCACCCAUCGCGCCCCCCGGCGCCCCCGGGCCCGCGCCCCUCGCGCCCCCCGCCGCGCCCCCGCCCGCCGACCUUGCGGCGCGCCCGCCGGUGAGCCUCGACCCGCGCGUCUCCAUCUACAGCGCGCGCCGCCCGCUGCUCGCGCGCACCCACAUCCAGGGCCGCGUCUACAACUUCCUCGAGCGCCCCAGCGGCUGGAAGUGCUUCGUCUACCACUUCGCCGUCUUCCUCAUCGUCCUGGUCUGCCUCAUCUUCAGCGUGCUGUCCACCAUCGAGCAGUAUGUCGCCCUGGCCACAGGGACCCUCUUCUGGAUGGAGAUUGUCCUGGUGGUGUUCUUUGGGACGGAGUACGUGGUCCGCCUCUGGUCAGCAGGCUGCCGCAGCAAGUACGUCGGCAUCUGGGGAAGGCUGCGCUUUGCCCGGAAGCCCAUCUCCAUCAUCGACCUCAUCGUGGUCCUGGCCUCCAUGGUGGUCCUCUGCGUGGGCUCCAAAGGGCAGGUGUUUGCUACCUCGGCCAUCAGGGGCAUCCGCUUCCUCCAGAUCCUGCGGAUGCUGCACGUGGACCGUCAGGGUGGCACCUGGAGGCUGCUGGGCUCCGUGGUUUUCAUCCACCGCCAGGAGCUCAUCACCACCUUGUACAUCGGCUUCCUGGGCCUCAUCUUCUCCUCGUACUUCGUGUAUCUGGCUGAGAAGGAUGCCGUGAACGAUUCUGGCCAAGUGGAGUUUGGCAGCUACGCGGACGCCCUGUGGUGGGGGGUGGUCACGGUCACCACCAUCGGCUACGGUGACAAGGUGCCCCAGACGUGGGUCGGAAAGACCAUCGCCUCCUGCUUCUCUGUGUUCGCCAUCUCCUUCUUCGCGCUCCCAGCGGGGAUUCUUGGCUCCGGCUUCGCCCUGAAGGUGCAGCAGAAGCAGAGACAGAAGCACUUCAACAGGCAGAUCCCAGCGGCAGCCUCGCUCAUUCAGACAGCGUGGAGGUGCUACGCGGCCGAGAACCCCGAGUCCUGCACCUGGAAGGUCUACGUCCGCAAGCCGGCUCGCAGCCAUGCCCUGUUGUCCCCCAGCCCCAAGCCCAAGAAGUCUGUCAUGGUAAAGAGAAAGAAGUUCAAACUGGACAAGGACAAUGGGCUGAAUCCCGGAGAGAAGGUGCUCACGGUCCCCCACAUCACGUGCGAGCCCGUCUCAGAGGACCGGAAGCCAGACCACUUCUCUGUGGACAGCUGUGACAACUCUGCCAGGAAGAGCCCCAUGCUGCUGGAGGUGAGCCCGGCCCACUUCAUGAGGACCAACAGCUUCGCCGAGGACCUGGACCUGGAGGGGGAGACGCUGCUGGCGCCCAUCACCCACGUGUCACAGCUGCGGGAACACCACCGGGCCACCAUCAAGGUCAUUCGGCGCAUGCAGUACUUUGUAGCCAAGAAGAAAUUCCAGCAAGCCCGGAAACCCUAUGACGUGCGGGACGUCAUCGAGCAGUACUCCCAGGGCCACCUCAACCUCAUGGUGCGCAUCAAAGAGCUUCAGAGAAGGCUGGACCAGUCCAUCGGGAAGCCCUCCCUCUUCAUCUCUGUCUCAGAGAAGACCAAGGACCGCGGCAGCAACACCAUUGGGGCCCGCCUGAACCGGGUGGAAGACAAGGUGGCCCAGCUGGACCAGAGGCUGGUGCUCAUCACGGACAUGCUUCGCCAGCUCCUCUCCCUGCACCAGGGCGGCCGGCUGGGCGACCGGACCCCCGGCGGGGGUGGGGCCCAGGCGCCGCCCCCCUGCGGCUCCCUCAGCCCCGAGCUCUUCCUGCCCAGCGGCGCCCUCCCCACCUACGAGCAGCUGACUGUGCCCCGCGGGGGCCCCGAUGAGGGGUCCUGACGGGGGCUUGGGGCCCCAGGCCUGCGAGGGCAGGGCCGGAGGAGCCCAGUUCGGCCCAGCCCACCUCCCACCUGGGAGGGGCGCCCCCCCAGGUCACUGGCCCCUCCCUCCCAGGCCUCAGACCCCCCAUGGGCCACGCCACCCUGAGAGGCUGUGCCUUGGGAGUCACGAGGCCUCCUCUUCCAGCCAGCGG
This is a messenger RNA of Lontra canadensis (Northern American river otter), 2221 nucleotides long. RefSeq names its product potassium voltage-gated channel subfamily Q member 1 (gene KCNQ1). Gene Ontology annotation, cellular component: voltage-gated potassium channel complex; membrane. Gene Ontology annotation, biological process: potassium ion transport; transmembrane transport. The record is from RefSeq and is a predicted model, not a curated record. The coding region runs from base 16 to 2028 and encodes 670 amino acids. Gene Ontology annotation, molecular function: voltage-gated potassium channel activity. NCBI's taxonomy places the organism in Eukaryota, Metazoa, Chordata, Mammalia, Carnivora, Mustelidae. The transcript is spliced from 16 exons.